Molecule: messenger RNA, 1332 nt
Organism: Helobdella robusta
Lineage: Eukaryota; Metazoa; Annelida; Clitellata; Rhynchobdellida; Glossiphoniidae
Exons: 1
Coding region: 1-1332 (443 amino acids)
Source: RefSeq, a predicted model, not a curated record
AUGAGCAAAUUAAAUUUGAAAGACCUCAUCACCACCAAAAAAAUUCCCAACAAAAUACUGAACCGACCUCUUCCUAGCCCGCCAGACCCUGCAUCUCCCAGUCCAAAACAGUUACCCAAGACAGUCAGGAACGCAACUAAAUCUAAGAACGACUUUUCGAACUUCAACAAGACGGAGCCAAGGUUUUCCGAUUCGACGAUAACCAAUAUAGAGCAGAGUGAAAAAUUUCAGUUGCGAAAUAAGAAUUCUAGAUUAGUUCGGUCGGUGUUUAACAUAUCAGAAACUAUCGAUGAAAACGAGGAUAGCGAUGGAUACGUCAAAUCCAGCUGGCAACUUUUACAGACCAGUAAAUCAAACGAAGUUGAUGAUUCCAUAUAUCCCAAUGAAAGGGACUUCAAAGUAAAUUUACUAAAUAAUUCUUCCAAUAAUAAUGUGAACGUUCAAAAUAAUUCUAACAAAAACGAACAAAAUUGUAAUAAAACACAAAAUGUAAGGUCAACCUCUUCACCUAGUUUUCUGCCAAGUCAGCCUCCCAAACUUAAUACAAAGCAUUUACCUGACGAUAAAUGCUUGAACCGAUUUAACAACAAACCAAUUUCACCAAAAUCACCGAUAAAAAUUGACCAAAAUGUUUUUGAAAGCAAAAACUGUCUUGUACCUGGGAAUGAUUUAAUGGAUUUCAAGCGUAAUUUAAAACCAGCAUUACCGAUACCUCAAAAAAAAGAAGGCAACCAUCCAGUCAAACCUCCAAAUCAUAUAAAAAACUUUUUCAAUAAUAAAAACUUACAUUUGGACGAAUCUAAUGAAAAAACUAAUAAGAACGACAUCACUCAAAAACAUUCAAGUCACAACAAUUUGCACAAACUUAUUCAAACGCCAAUAAAUAUGUCGCCAGAUGGGUGUUCUGGUGAAGAAAAAAGAUACAUAGAUAUGAAAUCAAACGUAAAAAACAGCCGGCCGGCUCCACCAAUCCCAUUCAAAAGCAAUCAAGACCGGCCAAGAAGUCAAAUUCCAAUCCAAUCGAAACCAGUAUCACGCGUGAACCCGAUUAAAAAUGUACAGCAGAAUGAAGAGCGGAACGUGGUGGUCAUCAUCGACAGCGGCUGGGCUUGCGACCUGUGCAAAGGAAUUAACAACAGUGGCGACUACGAAUGUCCCUCGUGCUUGGCUGCGAAGCCAGAAAGUUGGAAGUGCAAAAAAUGCAGAGGAAUCCUGUCGACUAGAAAAGAUGAAUGCCUCAAUUGCAAAAUAUUUCGCUGUUUGAAUUGCCAAGAACAGAACUUCUUGCCCGCCAAGUUCUGCGGAAUGUGCGGUCAUAGAAAGCAAUCGUAA